Entamoeba invadens IP1 is the source of this 5109-nucleotide messenger RNA. RefSeq lists its product as hypothetical. The record is from RefSeq and is a predicted model, not a curated record. The transcript has a single exon. The coding region runs from base 1 to 5109 and encodes 1702 amino acids. Lineage: Eukaryota; Evosea; Mastigamoebida; Endamoebidae.
AUGUCAGAAAGUGAUGGUCGGACUGACACUUGGCUCCAGUCCACCAAAGAGAAAUGUGUAGUUGCGAUGCGUCGAGGCGAUGGAGAACUCAGUAAAGAACUUCACAUUCAAAUUUUGUUAUCAUCAAAUACAAAACAAAACUUGAACCAGUACACUGCGUUGGUAGAAAUUAUAUUGCCCUUUGUCACGACGAAAAAGUCGAUGGAGGUUACAACCCCCUUUCAAAUAAUUUGGUUCUAUAAGAUGUACACACACUUUUUGUGUUCAUUAUUAGACAACGCAUUUCCAUCCACACAAAGGUCGUAUAUCGUCGCAUCAAAAGCUCUUUUCUUUUUACUCAAAACAAGUGUUAUGAUAUCACAGAAACACAUAGUAACACUUUGGGAGCAUAUUGUUAACUGUUUCAAAACGAGAAAAACAGUAGACUUUCUGACAACAGUGUCUUCAACACUUUCGGAGCUUUACAAUUUGACGAUCACUAUACCUGAAAUUGACUCGGUCCUUUUAAACGUCUCGUUUGAUCAAAUGGUGUCUGUGUCGUCGUCACAAGAACGCAGCGCUGUUGUCGAGUUUUUUAGAAUCAUCUCGACAUAUAACCAGAACCAAUUUACCAAUUCAGUAUCUGUUGCAAUGAGCAUCGUCGAGCCGCUUGUUGCUAACACUGAAAUAGCUCAAAUUUGUAACAGAGAAUAUGUGGAUGGAAUGGCUCACAUUCUCAAUAACAUAGAUGUCUAUGGAAAAGACCUUCAAAUGGAGAAUGUGGACGUGAGUGGAGUCGUCUUAUUCUUCACUGAACUACUGAAAGAGGAUUUUCGAUUUUUUAGUCUGUACAACUACUCGAUUGUAUUCAUGACAGUCGGCCUUAUUGGGUUUGGAUUGAAAUCUUCGCAAGUAGAUUCCGUCGACUUAAUUUGUUCUUUUCUCAAGCUUGAAGUUGACGAUACCAACGAGAAGGUCGACAAAUUACUUACAAAUGUGAUAACCAACUUGUACAGCAGAAUUGAUUUUUCUCAAGAGGUACCAGUCACGUUAUACAAUUCGUUUAUUACAAUGACUGGUAUUCUUGCGGAGAAGAAAUGUUCGAUAUAUUCUGAAUUAAGUCAAAAGGGGAUUUUUGAUAACAUUUUUAGAGUAGUGCAAAACUCAAUAACGUCGCACAAAGUUAGAGGAGAAGAAAUUGAAAUGAUGUCGAAGAUUUUAAUAAUAAACAAACAUCAAGUGGACAGAAAGUGGUGGUUAUGUGAGCUCAAAAGGUGGGGGUCGUUACACUUUUUGUCUCAGUUUUUCAUUACAGAAACGACUAAUUUGAGGAACUGCCAAGCGGCAUAUUCAGCACUUGGGAAUUUGAUAUCAUUUUUGGUGUUUAGUCCAAUUGAGAAUUUGAGUGUGAUGAAAGAGUCGCUGUACGCCUUUUUGUCGAUCCCAACGACACUCCCGCCGCGAGUGAAAAGUGCUUAUCUUAAGAAGUUGGAAAAAAUAGAAUGGGAGGAUCUAAUCAAAUUUGAUUCAAUUCACAGACUUCUCCCCGUUGUUCAAGUGAAAACAAUUUUGUUCAGAAUCGUCCACAACUUUUUGGAAGACCCCGACGAGUUUGUGAGACAAACAGCACAGAAGACGUUUGCUGAUAUAGUGUACAUCACCGCUUCACAAAAACCACAAGACUUUGUAUUACGCUUCUUAACAAAAACGGCAUGCGAAACACAGCCACUGUUUCGCCUCACGGCACUGCAAGCGAUCAAUUGUGUGUUAUCAAAGAUGUCGGACUAUUCACAGACACCUUUUCUUAUUUCUCGUUCAGACAAUUCACUCGGGAAGUUGAGCGAAAAGUAUCUACAGAUCAUACAUAACGAGGGAAUGAAUUUGAUCAGGACCUCAAUAGACUCUUAUGGUCGCGGGGGUGGUCUGUCCAUUGUGAAUGGUCUAAUCUCGAUUUCCGAGUGCGUUCAGUUCAUCUCGCGUACGGAGACCACACUCAAAAGAGUUCCAAAAUGUUAUUCGGAAUGUUUUACGUUUUUCAAAAGUGUGUUGUACUGUCUUAUAGAAGUGAUUGGAGUGAAGCAAAGUAAUGUGUUUGUUGGGUAUGAUGAAUCUCGCAAAAAUGUCGUGAACUCGCCCAUUUGGGGAGUUUUGAUACAACACUUGGGGGACUUAGAAAUCAUUUCGAAAACCGUUGAAUCCCCCGUGAACACGUUAGUUCAAAAAACGAUGAUGGCGUUGUCGACAUUAAUUCGAUCGUGUGGACUUGAUGAAAGUGGGGUCACUGAAAUGUGUAAAUACGUGAGGUUAUUUCGCUCUUUUUGCCCUUCAGAAAGUCUUGUGAUGCUUCGUGAAAUAUUAGAAAGUCAGCUGGAAUAUCACACAAUUCAAAUACAAGACAUGAGCAGUAUUACACUUUUGUUUAAAGAAUGGGAUUAUUGGCUUAUGUAUGACACUACGGUGAAAUUCAUUGGAAGUCGCGUUUCGUGGGGUGAUAUUAAUGACACUUCUGUGUUACUUUUGGAAGAGUUUUUAUCACGAGAAACGACCAAUUUUGACUACCGAUGCGCAUUAAUAAAUUAUGGCUAUUUCUUUGUGAGGAUUGGUGUGAUAAUUGGAAGCCCUCGGAUGGGCGAAAGCGCAAAGAUCAAAGUGACAACACAGACUCAAACAGACUAUUUUGAAAUUUACACAAAGCUGAAAUCACAAAUUGAAUUCACAAACCAACGACUCUCAAAAAUCGAAGCAAUUUACCCCAAUAAAGUGAUUCCUUCUUUUUAUCAGAUUCCACCAAUAGAUUACUCAUCUUCACCAGACUUAUUAGUCGAAGAAUUGACUCGAAUGAAAACUAAAAUGUCAUCGACUGUGUUUUAUACCCAAUUUCACGUUUACACCCUUUUAAGACUAACAGACUUGUGUAUCUCGUUGUAUAACAAAGUGUUACACACAUCAACAACAACAUUAAUCAGUCAAUGCGCAGACAUAUUUGGGAAUAUCGUGAACGAGUAUUUGAGAACAAAGGACAGUGUAUUAAAAGGUACACAAAAUGGGUAUAAUGACAUUCUUAAAAUGGUAGAAGAUGACAAAACUCUAUCGAACAAAGGACCAACAGUUGUGGAACUUAAAAAACUACGCGAUUUACUGACAUCAUUCCACUUGGCUUUCGACAUCUUGUUAAAUAUUUUGGAGACUACUUUCACACAUGGGAAGUACUGUAAAUUAACAGUCACCCUCUUCACGUGUUGCGCCAUGCAAAUAUUUUGGAGUAUCAGGUCAAGCAGAAACACUCACCUCUUCUUUUUGAAACCAAUAACUCACAUCGACUUGACUUCAACAUUCAUCAGACAAGUAGCCGUUGUCGCUAACUUUCCACGAAUAUACCGCACCGAUUCUUUUGGUAAAAUAUUUGAAGUCGCUUAUUUGUGCUCGUCGGGGAUGAUCAAACAACAAGCCGCCUAUUUGCAACUUAAAGAUAAAAAGAAGUUUGGUCCCAUCGUAGAAAUGAUGCGAACGGCAAAUUGGUGCCACGAGACGGUCAACGAGAAUUUAAAAUUUGGGACAAAAAAUGUCCACAAAAUCAACAAGACAGUCGCACAGAUACAAAGAAAGCCGUUCGAGGUGGUCGAAGUGAUUUUAAAUUCGAAAUUGAAGAUAUCAGGAAAGGUCUGCGAGCAAAUGGCGUUUUUCAUUUCAAAGAACCCAAAGGCAUAUGAAAGACUCAAAGAGAAAAUACCAUCUUUGCCAGACAAAAGUUGUGUCGAGUUGUUUGAUUUCUUCUCAGAAAACGUUCAGAAGAAUCAACAGAAAUACAAACAUUUGAACUAUGAGAGUCCGUCGGAAGACUUUUUGGAACAAUACACGGAAUUGGCAAGAGACACUCCUUUCAUGAGAGACUCUGCCCUUGUAUCUCCAAUUCCCCAACUCGAAAAAUUAAAGUUGGACGAAAAAGUUGAGAGCAGAUCUGAAACUAUUGAAAAGGAAAGAAUAGAAAAACUCUUUACGAUCAUGUACUUACGAACAGAUAAACGAUUUUAUGCCAAAAUCAUGAAACUCGAUAUACCACGAAUUGUAUAUGCAAAAAUGGUAAAUAUCCUCCCUUAUAUCCUUAUUAAACAUAUCGACAAAAUCCCUCUUUAUGAUACUAAAGGAAUGAUGGUGGACGUGUUGAAUGAUACUACACUCCUCUCAACGACUUUUUGGCAACAUAAGACCCCUCCCGUGUCGUCAAGAAAAGAGGCGAUUUCUAUUUUAAUUAGUUUGUCGAGGUCGUUGGCUAUUUCAACAAUCGAUUUGGCAGUGAUUUCAGCACUUUUAUUUGACGAAUUUUGUUAUACGAAAGAACCCUUUUAUUUGAUAUCGAUAGUCUCAUUCUUGUUCCGAUACGACAACAUCGUUUCACUUGGACUUGAAAAUCCACGAAUUUUGUUGACAUGGGGACAGCUCCCUGUCACUACCCAUUGGGGGAUAUUGAACAAGGAGUUGAUCAAAAAGGUCGAAUUGACAUUUUUCACAGAAGACAACAAAAUAUCAAAUGUUUUGGAUUCCAUUCUACAUGACGAAAACACGAUUCAAGCAACACUCAGACUGUUGGCUUUCUUCCAAAAUGUAUUUGAAACGAAAAAUCAAGAAUUGCUAUAUAAGUGGUAUUCCUCACAUGAAAUGCUUCAAUCAACAAAUCAAAUCAUUGUGGCUUACAAUCAAUUUUCACUUUAUUUGACUCACCCAAAAUGGCAAAAGGUCAACACAAAAAAAUUGAAGAAAUCGCGACAAGUCGGCUUCAUUCUUGCCACUCACCACAACAUCCCAGCUCUUCUCACUCAUCAGAACGUAUUCAUUUAUCUUUUAAAAACUCUUCUUGAAGGAAUCUUCGACUGUAACUCAGACUCUAUCAUUUUCCUCGGAAGCAUUAUAGAACCUCCUAUCGGGCAGUUACUCCGAAUAACAAUUUCGUUUCUAGUUUCUCUUCUAGAGGCUUGCACUGUCGAUGAUAUACCAUUUUUGAUCAAUUUAUUUGGAAAGAACAUUGUUCCCAGUAGUAAAGAGGAGUUCGAAGCGUUCAUUAAAAGCACGAAGACUAUUUUCGUGUCAAAACUGCAGUUCAUGGCGGACGCUGUCACCAAACAAACUAUGUAA